AUGGUGCACCGUACCUAUCGUCUUUUUUAAUAUGGAGCUAACAUGUUUCUUGGAUCCCGAUAAGAAAAAGAAAAAAAGUUGAGCCUCAAUUUUAGAACUUUCACUUCCAGCAUUCUAAGAAACUGCAUACCUGUCGCAAAUCCCUACACAGAUAACAGGCACCAUGGUUCGCAAACUCAAGCACCACGAGCAGCGCCUGCUCAGGAAAACAGAUUUCAUUACCUGGAAGCAGGAUAACAAUCACAGAGAUGCGGCUGUGAUACGACGGUACAUGAUCCAAAAGCCAGAAGAUUACCACAGAUACAACAGAAUAUGCGGUUCUCUGCGCCAACUCGCCCAUCGACUAAGUCUCCUCCCCCCCGACAACGCCACACGGAGGAAACACGAAGAACUACUCCUAAACAAGCUCUACGACAUGGGGAUCCUGUCGUCCGCCUCCAAGCUUUCCAACGUCGAACACAACGUCACGGUCUCUGCCCUGGCGCGCCGCCGACUACCUGUGGUGAUGACGCGCUUGCGCAUGGCCGAGACGGUGCAAGCGGCUACGAAGCUCAUCGAGCAGGGGCACGUGAGAGUAGGCGUCGAACCUGUCACCGACCCGGCGUUUUUUGUCACCAGGAACAUGGAGGACUUUGUGACGUGGGCCGUGGGAAGCAAGAUCAAGCGGAACAUCAUGAAGUACCGCGACAAGCUCGACGAUUUCGAGCUGCUAUGAGUGGAGUAAUUCUAAGCACAGGACUUGGCAGGUUUUCCUCGCCUUGGACGUACUACCUACCCUAAGGUCGAUUUGUAUAUAGCAUGGCGUUUUGGGGCUCAAGAAGGGCAGGCAAUGGAUCGAAUUGAUCAACAAAUAGAUGAAAACAUGGAAGAUAAUUCUUGAUUUCCAUUGAAGAAGAGCACAUAUUCAUGACAACCUCCAGAGUGCUUACUCAUCGUAGAAUUUCAAUCUAACUACAGC
This is a messenger RNA of Hypoxylon fragiforme, 958 nucleotides long. RefSeq names its product alpha-L RNA-binding motif-containing protein. Bases 164 to 715 code for a protein of 183 amino acids. The record is from RefSeq and is a predicted model, not a curated record. Gene Ontology annotation, molecular function: snoRNA binding; rRNA binding; structural constituent of ribosome. Gene Ontology annotation, cellular component: Mpp10 complex; small-subunit processome; small ribosomal subunit. NCBI's taxonomy places the organism in Eukaryota, Fungi, Ascomycota, Sordariomycetes, Xylariales, Hypoxylaceae. The transcript is spliced from 3 exons. Gene Ontology annotation, biological process: rRNA processing.